AUGGGAAAUUGUCCUGUAGAUAAAACACAUCGAAAUCAAUGUCGAGCAUGUCGAUUAAAAAAAUGUACAGAAGCAGGCAUGAAUAAAGAAGCUGUACAACAUGAACGAGGACCAAGAAAUUCAACAAUUCGUCGUCAAAUGGCAUUAUUACUCAAGGAAUCGAGUGAUUUAAUUAAUGCUUAUCAUACUGUGCCAUUUUUACGUACAAAUGGAAUGUCUACACAUGUAAACAUGAAUCUUCAUGCUACAUUAUCAACAUCUACAACAGCCACUACAACAUCCACUACAACAUCUUCAAAUAGAACAAGUUUAUCUUCUCCAGUUACAGCUGUUUCUCCAAUUGUUGUACAUCCCACACCAAAAUAUCCAUUUGAUUUACGAAUUAAUUAUCAUGAUACACAUGAAACAGCAGCAAGAAUAUUAUUUAAUGCUAUUAAUUGGGCAAAAGCUGUUCCUGCAUUUUUCGGUUUAUCCAUUCGAGAUCAAGUAAUGUUAUCACUUCUCGAAGAAGGUUGGAAAGAUUUAUUUGUACUUGGUGCAGCUGAAAAUCAAUUAUCACUUGAUCGAGAUGAUUUAUUGACAAAAGCUGGUAUUAACAGUGAAAAAUUAUCAUCGGAUAUUGAACAAUUACAAGAUUUUAUUCUUAAAUUUAAACAAAUACAAGUCGAUUCUACUGAAUACUAUAUGCUCAAAACUAUUGUUUUAUUUAAAACAGUAACUUCUAACUGUAAUACUUCAUUAAAUAAUUUACAAUUACGCGAUUUACAAAGUAUUGCAUGUCUACAAAGUCAAGCACAAGCACUUCUAAACCGAUAUAUAAUUACUACUUAUCCAACACAACCACUUCGUUUUGCAAAACUUUUAUCAAUGGCACGUUCUCUACUUGACAUAUCACCAUCAACAAUCGAAGAAUUAUUAUUUCGUAAAACAAUUGGUACGAUACGAAUGGAACAACUUGUUAAAGAUAUGUAUAAAAUGCCCGAUAUACCCUCACUAUUAUAG
This is a messenger RNA of Didymodactylos carnosus, 1002 nucleotides long. Lineage: Eukaryota; Metazoa; Rotifera; Eurotatoria; Philodinida; Philodinidae. The record is from the annotation of a GenBank genome assembly.